This is a messenger RNA of Anopheles funestus (African malaria mosquito), 1485 nucleotides long. It is a transcript of the gene Nup62, whose product is annotated as nuclear pore glycoprotein p62. Gene Ontology annotation, biological process: RNA export from nucleus; protein import into nucleus. The transcript has a single exon. Bases 117 to 1382 code for a protein of 421 amino acids. Gene Ontology annotation, cellular component: nuclear pore central transport channel; nuclear pore. Gene Ontology annotation, molecular function: structural constituent of nuclear pore; phospholipid binding. Lineage: Eukaryota; Metazoa; Arthropoda; Insecta; Diptera; Culicidae. The record is from RefSeq and is a predicted model, not a curated record.
CUACUCGAAACAACAAACUGACAUUUCUCAUUACCGCGCGUGUUUACCGUCCUGUUACCGGUGGCGUAGUAUAAACUUUUUGUGAUUUUCCGAAUAAAAACGACUCAAAUAUUGCGAUGAAUUUCUCUUUUGGAACACCGACCACUACAACCGCGUCGACGGGUGGUUUUUCACUCGGUGCUCCAGCUACCAGUACCGCUGCGGGCGGAUUUUCCUUUGGUGCAGCACCAACUUUCGGUGCAACGGGCGGUUCCGUACCAGCACCAACUCUAUCGCUAAAUCCUACGGCAGCAACCACCACAGCCCCAACGGCUGGUGGAUUAGGAACGCUUUCGUUUGGAGCAUCACUUGGCGGUACUGGUACAGCCGCUCCGGCUUUAUCUGCUGCAACGGGACCUCAACCAGCGGGGACAACGGCAGCCUUACCUACAUUCGGUUCACUGGGAGGAACGCCACAGCUAGGUGCAGGAUUAUCAACAACAGCGACAUCACUCGCACCAGUCAACGCUAUGCCAACUAGCAAUCCAGCUACUGGUAUCAACCCACUUGGUGGAUCUCUUGCCACACCAACCCCAACAGCAACAACCACAGCAUUAGCUCCAUUAACGCUAGGUGGAUUCGGACUGUCUAAACCAGCGGAACAAAACACGGGAUUAUCCCUGGGUGCCACUACCACGGCUACGACUACAUCAGCUGCUACGACGAAUACAGCAGCAACCACCACCGGAGCGAGUGGCGGAUUGGCCGCUAGCCUGACGACCAACACACAAACAACGCAGUCGGCUACCGUCGCCGGUAAUCAGCAGCUUAAAUUCUUUCAGCUGGAAGAGUUCAUCAACAAAUGGACACUCGAGCUAGAGGAGCAAGAAAAGCUGUUCACCAACCAAGCCACGCAGGUAAACGCCUGGGACAACAUGCUGCUCGCGAACGGUGAAAAGAUUGUUGCCCUUAACGAGGCGGUCAUGAAAGUGAAGGCGGAACAGAACGCGAUGGAGCAAGAGCUAGAAUUCAUCACAGCGCAGCACACCGAGCUGGAGGAGUGUAUCGUACCGCUCGAGCAGGAACUAUCGCGCAUCGGUAAAAUUGAUCUCGAGCGUGGUCAAACGUACUCGAUGGCGGAAACACUUGACUCGCAGCUGAAGCAAAUGUACGAGGACCUGAAGGAGGUGAUUGAGCACCUGAACGAUGCAAACAAGUACACCGAUCCGAAUGAUCCGCUCGUGCAGAUUGGCAAAAUUCUCAACGCCCACAUGAACUCUCUGCAGUGGAUCGAAUCGUCCACCACGGGUAUAACAAAUCGGCUGGAGGAAAUUAACAAAAUGCACGAAACAUUGCGAAAAGAUAACGAGCGUUCCUUUCGCUUAACGUACUACGAUCAGUGAGGGGUGGUUAGCGAUACGCUUCAUCUCACAGGCGGUGUAUUAAAUAGGUUUUUAUUACAAAUUUUCAAUAUUGAAACAUAAAAUAAACUGCAUUCUGAACGGA